UCCACGGACUAGACCAUGCUAUACCAAGAACGGAUCUCUUUCGAAUUUACACAGAGCUCGUUUGGUACGAAUCUUUCUGGCCACAGGAAGGGCCCCGUAGCGGAUCUCGUGGGCGCGCAAAAAACGCUUUAUUGGGCUCGACGAAUUCCAUACACAGGACUGAAGUGUUACUGCGAUAUUUGCACGGAGACCAAUCACACGUGCGAAACUGAUGGCUAUUGUUUCGCCAGCACCAGCUUGGAGAACGAUGUGACCACAUACGCUAAGAGGUGCCUCGACCGAAAGCAAUGGUUCCCACCGGAAGAACCGCAGUCCUGCAACAGAAAGCGGGGUAUCUAUCGGUCCAGCAUCUGCUGUGAUAAAGAGUACUGCAACAAGAAUAUAACUCUGGAGUUACUAUCUCCCAACUCGCCUGAAUUAUCCUCAGGAACGACUAGGAUCCAAUACAACUGGCUACCCCCACAUGUCAGGUGCGUGAAUAAACAGCUGUCGUCGUCGCAGCCCGAGCCGCUCAUCUUCUGCAUGACGAGCGACUCGCGAAACACGACCUUUGUCAUCGAGUGCUGCAAAGAGGAUUUUUGCAAUCGGGAUCUGAAACCCCAGCUCCACCCUCGCAACAAAGUGGCGGCGGGUGAGGAUGACGCGGCAUGGGUCACUUGGAAAAUGGCCUUGAUGAUAGCAAUGCCGAUAUGCGCCAUCUGUGUGGUGGUCAUGGUCAUUUAUCAUGUGCGCAAGACCCCAGAAAGGCCCGGAAAUAGCGAUGACUCGCAAGAGGCACCGGAUCGACCUAUCCUGGGCAGUGUUACUAUUAGGGGUAUGCUGGAAAUGACUACCAGUGGUAGUGGCUCAGUAGGCCUGCCGCUUCUGGUACAGCGAAGCAUAGCCCGCCAGAUUCAGCUGGUGGAGACGAUCGGAAAAGGUCGGUUCGGUGAAGUGUGGCGUGGUCGUUGGAGAGGUGAGAAUGUUGCUGUAAAAAUCUUCAGUUCGCGCGAAGAAAGGUCUUGGUUCAGGGAGGCCGAAAUUUACCAGACGGUGAUGCUCAGGCACGACAAUAUCCUCGGAUUCAUCGCUGCCGAUAACAAAGAUAAUGGUACGUGGACCCAAUUAUGGUUAAUCACGGAUUAUCACGAGAAAGGUUCGCUGUUCGAUUAUCUGAACAGAUCUACCGUGGACACGAACGGCAUGAUCAGGAUGGCCUUGUCGAUCGCUACCGGGCUUGCGCAUCUUCACAUGGAGAUCGUCGGUACUCAAGGGAAGCCCGCCAUUGCUCACAGGGAUCUCAAGUCGAAGAACAUCCUUGUGAAAACGAAUGGCACAUGCGCGAUUGGUGAUCUCGGAUUGGCUGUCAGACAUGACGUAAUAACAGACACCGUCGAUAUACAAUUGAACAAUCGGGUCGGCACUAAGCGAUAUAUGGCACCCGAGGUUCUCGAAGAGACGAUAAACAUGAACCAUUUUGAUUCCUUCAAGAGGGCUGACGUAUACGCUCUCGGGCUGAUCCUUUGGGAGAUCGCGAGGCGAUGUAACGUCGGCGGAAUCCACGACGAAUAUCAGCUGCCGUUUUACGACUUGGUGCCUUCCGAUCCGACGAUUGAAGAGAUGCGUAAAGUUGUGUGCACCGAUAGACAGAGGCCGUCGAUACCGAAUCGGUGGCAAUCUAUUGACGCAUUGCAAGUGAUGUCAAAGGUGAUGAAAGAAUGUUGGUAUCACAACGCGGCAGCUAGGUUAACCGCGCUUAGGAUUAAAAAAUCUCUGGCCAAUUAUGGCGCGAUGGAGGACCUGAAGUGAAAGAAAAUUGGCAGUCGAUUGUCAAGAAAAAAAAAAAAAAAAAAAAAAAAAAAAAAAAAAA
Apis dorsata (giant honeybee) is the source of this 1849-nucleotide messenger RNA. RefSeq names its product TGF-beta receptor type-1-like (gene babo). The record is from RefSeq and is a predicted model, not a curated record. Lineage: Eukaryota; Metazoa; Arthropoda; Insecta; Hymenoptera; Apidae. Gene Ontology annotation, cellular component: activin receptor complex; plasma membrane. Gene Ontology annotation, molecular function: activin binding; activin receptor activity, type I; ATP binding. Gene Ontology annotation, biological process: protein phosphorylation; activin receptor signaling pathway; cellular response to growth factor stimulus.